This is a messenger RNA of Synchiropus splendidus (mandarinfish), 6975 nucleotides long. RefSeq names its product syntrophin, gamma 1 (gene sntg1). The coding region runs from base 726 to 2510 and encodes 594 amino acids. Gene Ontology annotation, molecular function: protein binding; structural molecule activity. The record is from RefSeq and is a predicted model, not a curated record. The transcript has 18 exons. Gene Ontology annotation, cellular component: intracellular anatomical structure; dystrophin-associated glycoprotein complex. Lineage: Eukaryota; Metazoa; Chordata; Actinopteri; Syngnathiformes; Callionymidae.
UUAGCUGCAAGCGGCCGAGUGUUGACGAGAGAGAAAGAGAGAGAGAGAGAGAGAGAGACGGUGACCGAGACGGAGAGUGAGGAACCAGAGAGAAAGAGGGAGAGAGGGAGACAGAGAGAGAGAGAGAGAAGAGGACGCUCGACUGUGACGAGCGUCGGUGAGGGAGAACCGAGCGAGCGGAUCCACGAGUGGGCAGACGCCUCCUCCUCCCUCCCGCCCCUUCUCCCCGCCACGCCAGGAAGUGGGACCAUGUGAGAUGUGACCGGACUUCGGCUCUGGACCGAACCGAGUCAGUCGCCUUGGAAGCAGCGGGCCCUCUGAUCCGUCGAAUGCGUCGCUGGCCGGGAAGCAUGGAGCCUCGGGUUCGGAGUGCGGCUCGGCGGCUUCUGGACCGGGAGGCGGGGGGGGCGACGCUGCUACAACGGAGGCUUUGUGGCUCGAGCCGCCGCAGGAACUGAAGUGGGAGCGCGCGCGUGCGCGCGGGUCCGAGCCCCGACACGUCCUCCACCUGUUACCGGAGAAGCAGCUCUUUCCUCUGCUCACCUGGACGUGGAUCAGGAUGAAGCUCUAGCAGCUGCCUCUGCUCUGGGAGGAACCCAGCUUCCCGUCCGCCUGGAGAGUGACACUCCCCCUGCGCUGCUGACCCCAAGUCGGGGAUCCUCUCCUGCUCCAUGGCUGGUUCUCGGGGGCCUUUCUACUGAACAUCCCUCCCUGCGUAGUGGCACAUGGAUUUCAAGACUUCAAAUGAAGAGACGAAGACCGGGAUUUACUUGCUGCAGGAAGGUAAGGAGGAGCCCUUCAACAUUCGACUGCACUUGGCCAAAGACCUUCUGACCAUCCAGGAGCAGGACGUCAUCUGUGUGUCGGGAGAGCCCUUCUACUCCAGCGAGCGGACGGUCACCAUCCGGAGGCAGACCAUCGGCGGCUUUGGCCUCAGCAUCAAGGGCGGAGCUGAACACAAGAUCCCUGUGGUGAUAUCCAAAAUAUCUAAGGAACAGAAAGCUGAACUCUCGGGCCUGCUCUUCAUCGGAGACGGAAUCCUUCAGAUCAACGGCAUAAACGUGAGGAGCUACCGCCACGAGGAAGUGGUCCAGGUGUUGAGGAACGCUGGCGAGGAGGUGACUCUGACCGUGUCCUUCCUGAAGAAGACUCCCGCCUUUCUGAAGCUGCCGCUGUGCGAGGACUGCACAUGUGUUCCCAGCGACCAGAGCAGCGGCACCUCCUCGCCCCUGUGUGACAGCGGCCUGCACCUCAACUAUCAUCCCAACAACACGGUACUGGACACGCUGUCCUGCUCGUCCUGGCCCACCUCCCCGGGCCUGCGCUGGGAGAAGAGAUGGGUGGACCUGCGGCUCAUUCCGCUGCUGCACUCGCGCAUGUCGCAGCACCUGCCGGGCUCUGACCUGUGCAGGAAGGACGCCUUCCAGGUCAUCGCUGUGGACGGCGUGUGCAGCGGGGUCAUCCAGUUCCCCUCCACCGAGGACUGCGCGGACUGGCUGCAGGCCAUCGCCGCCAGCAUCUCCACUCUCACCAAGCACAAUGUGAAGAAGAUCAACAGGAAUUUCCCAGUGAACCAGCAGAUCAUCUACAUGGGCUGGGUGGACGAGAAGGAGCAGGACUCCGUCCAGGACCGGAUGUACUCGCCCAAGUUCCUGGCCCUCAGAGGCUCCUCCCUCUUCAAGUUCUCCGCUCCUCCAGUGACCACAUGGGACUGGACCCGAGCGGAGAGAAGCUUCACCGUCUACGAGAUCAUGUGCAAGAUUCUGAAGGACACCGACCUUGUGGACAAGAGGAAGCACUGCUUCAGCGUGCAGACGGAGAGUGGGGAGGACAUGUUCUUCAGCCUGGAGCUGGAGGCCGAGCUGCUGACUUGGGAGAAGGCCUUUCAGAUGGCCACCUUCUUAGAAGUGGAGAGGAUCCAGUGCAAGACGUACGCGUGCAUCAUGGAGAGCCACCUCAUGGGCCUGACGGUCGACUUCAGCAUGGGCUUCGUGUGCUUUGAUGCCGCUUCAAAGGCCGUCCUCUGGAGGUACAAGUUCUCUCAGCUGAAGGGCUCCUCGGAUGACGGCAAGAGCAAGAUCAAGUUCUUGUUCCAAAACCCUGACUCCAAGUCCAUCGAAGCCAAGGUGAGAGGAGCUGCCGCUGGUGGCUGCUGGCUCCCGUGGCUCAGGGCUCUUGUGUUUCCAGGAGCUGGAGUUCUCCAACCUCUUCGCCGUGCUUCAUUGCAUCCACGCUUUUUUCGCUGCCAAAGUGGCUUGUCUGGACCCGGUGUUUGUGGAGAGUCAAGGAAGCGCCGCCAUGGCGGCGCUGUCCUCCCUCACUUGCAGUUCUCUGACUCCGAAGCUGAAGUACGCCACUUGACACUCGCCGUCUCCCCUCAAGACCCUCGGACCUUGACUGUGGUGAUGGUGGCAGCCAGGAAGCCAACGCCACUGCUGGACCUGCAGAGGACGCACGUGGACUCACACACACACGACCUUGACCUCUGCACGUCACGAUGGAAGACGUGACGCUUCAGGUGGCUUUUAUCAAGGACUCAGCCUGAAGAACAGCUUCCACGUUAGAUGGAACCAUGACCUUUUGUGUGUUGCUCUUUCCAAGAACUAUGUGUUCCACUUUAGUAAACCGUGAGCCUCGCGGUCUUGACUGGACUCAGGCUGGGUCACGAGCUGCUGGCGCAUGGAAGAAAGCCGGUGGGCCAAGUCUGGCCUGCUGAGUGGUGUUCAUGUUGGCUCUCUGGGGACCCCGGGACUGAGCUGAGACUUGACACGGGUGGAAAUGUGGCGAGGUGUUGGGAGAUCUGCUCCAAGUUCAACCCGACCCAUGCUGGACCCCGGGUGAGUUUGACUCCUGCUCAUUGGAGGAGCAGCUGACGACAGCCCUGGGAACUGCAGCAGGUUCUUCUCUUCCCAGCCACCGCAGCGCUCAGCUGACGGUGAGCUCCGGUGGUCCACUGCCAAAGGUUGGAACGGGCAGGUCUCAGACUCAGGGGCCACAUUUGAGUCACUUCAUGUUCCAGAAACCCCUGCAGGCUCACCAUGGUCACCGUGUCCUGGAUCACCGACACGCAGACCCCAGACUGGGCUCCACGGCGAGUGAGGCAUGGAAAGGUCAGCUGGGGAGGUGUGGCCCGACUCUUGUCGCUCAUCCACCUUCUCCUCAUGUUUGAUUCCUGGUCCUCAGUGGCUGUUUGGAUGGUUGAAGUCUGUGACUCUUACACGCCACAGUUGGGAAGGAAAGCAGAAGAUGGCAAUCUAUUGUCCAUGCCAGUCCUUUUCCCAGCCGUGUGGAAGAACCAUGAGACUGAUGACUCGGGAUGAGAGGAGAGAGAGUCAGAGGUCUUUCUCUCACGACUGAAAGACUCGUCCCUGGAGCGAAGAGAGCGCGCCAUCAGGUCCAGACUGGAGUCCCGGCUGAUGGAGCAUGAGCUUCUAUGCAAAGGAGGGAGGAUGUUGUGUGUCAGUCAGCAGCUGACCUUUCCACAGGCUGCGCUCACAAACGUGCCGUGCAAUACAUGAAUAAAUUUUAUCACGUGUCUCUCCUGUGUGGUCAUGUGACGUCAGAGACGGAGGCUCCGGCCUGGGUGAGGAGGACACCGGGGACCGCUCCGUGCUCGCCGCUGACCGAGUCAAGAUGGAGUCUUGGGUCGGAGUAAGAUUGGACGUAUCUGCUGCGAGGUUUGUUGCUCCGUGGUGUUAUUUCAUGGGAGCCAGUCAGAUCGCAGCAUUUGGCGGCUGCUCUCAGCGACUCUCCAGUGGAGCUGCGUCGCAGGCCUCUCCUCUUCUCUCCUCUGCCUCUGUGUUUCCCCCCUCUCUCUUGCCGGCCAGUGCUCCGCCCACUCAGCCUCUGUGUCCGGGGCAAGAGUCUUCCCCCUGCUGGAGACGGCCACACAUCCGUUCACUCCUCAGUUCAGCCUGCCAGUGUGUUUUCACACCAUGGAAAUCCUUCCUUUACAAACGCUCACGACUGUUUUCAUUCAGUAUGUUUGAUUCCAACAUUGAUCCCUUUGUGGCGCAGCGGCAUCUAGAACGACUCCAGCUUGUUUGGAUCUUCAUCUUCCUGAUGCAUCUACUUUCCUUCAUUUGGCUUCCAUGUCACUGGCCUCUGGAUUGUCUGAUGAAGCUCAGCCAGAGUCAGAGUGGAUCCUCGUCUUCACCGUCUUCAUCCUCAUCCUGCCAAACCCUCCUCAGCUCUCUCCGCACGCUCACUGAGCCACGCGUGUGCUGCUCCAUGGCUCCGCCCCGCUCAGCCUGGCGAGGGGCAGAGCUGUGACUCGCUCAGCUCAUGUGACUUGUUACUGUUGGGUGACGUCACGUUUAGUCGUCAGAAAAGAUGACUGGAGAGGAGACGCCCCUCGAAGUCUCCCUUCAAUCCAGGAGCUCUGAACCUGUCUGAUCUGGGGCCCCACCUUCCUCAGAACCAGUGGCCCCGGGGCCCAUUCAGUAGACCUGAUUCAUGACUCUUGAUUUCAUUUGUGACCAACAACCUUCUUUUAUCUACUCACACAAAAACAAAGCAAAACCUUGUGAAGUGACAUGAAAGCAUGUGAUCAGCGCAAAGAUAUUUAUUUGUCAUGGAAAAGUCCAACCAGCAGCAGAAGCAGCUGCAAGUCAUGUUCAUCACAUUUACUCAAGAAAAAAAUACACUUGAUGCAAACUGCUGAGAAAAUGGGAAUCAAAUUCUGAAUAAAAUAAAUAGAAUAAAAAAUAUCAUAAAAUAAAAAUAAUGUAUUUUAUUUAAACUCCAAAGACGAUAUAAGUGAAGUGUAAAUGAAAGUAUCGCCAUGAAAUAUUCAAAUUAAUUUGGCUUUCAUGAACAGUCUGUACUGUAGGGGGCGCCAUCACUUCCUUCUUCAUUGUUUCUUUCCAAGAACUCCUCCAUAGUUGGUGACUCUCACAGAUGAGCAGCGGUCAGGUCAGUUCACUGACUCACUACUGCCACCACACCUGGCUCAUGGGUUAGAGGCGAGCGUCUGGCGGCCCAAAGGGGUGACAGAAAAUCCUCUUUACAGUUGAGUUUGGAUGUUCGCGCCAUGAUUGUGUGGGGUCUCUGGACACUCUGGUUUCCUCCCACUCUCCACACACAUGCACCAAAGUGAACUGGUUAAAAGCUCGGUCGUCAGCCUGCUUGUGUCCCUCCCUCCCCCCACCCCACGUGUUCCCCCUCUUGCCCUCACUAGCUGGGCAACUUUUCACCGACUUCUCAUCGUCAUGACAGUGGAAGUAAAGUGGUACGCAAAGGUCUCCGGGUCAUUCACCGACAGAAAGUUGACACCAGGUGACAUGUGCUUGUGACCUUUAAUCUUGUGCCAAACACACUGGAAACAUAUGCAAAGAUGAGGAACACACUGGAAGAAACCAGACGCCUCUAGUGGCCAGAAAGACACCGCACCUUCCCUGCUGGGUUCAGAAGAGGCUUCUGACGUGACCUCAGAGGAGUCACAGGAGCAGCAGCUGAGAGCCAGGACUAUGUUGGACCUCCUUGCUUUCCCAACUCAGUUUAGAGACGACAGCGUGAGAAGCGCGUGGAAGCGUACACCAGCUCUUCACUCACAGUGUGCAGAGUCACAACAACUCAAAACAGAUGGGCUCCCAAACAGAGCCGCGCAGCAAUGUACAGUGCUUGUGUGUGACUGAUGAACAGCAGUGUGGGGAACCGUACAGCAGAAGGUCACAGCAAACCAAAGUGCGCUCAGAAUCAGCGGGUGAAAAAGCUGGUGCAGUUCAACUGGUCUUAUUUCUGCCCUGUGCACCGUCGACGGUGGAAUGUUUGGACACACCACACGGGCUUCUCCUCCCAACUCUGCUGCUACGGAAGAGCUUGCCUUUGAUUCCUGUGUAACCACAAGGUUGGUCUCAAGGCCAUCAGAUAGUUUCUCAGAAAAAUGUUGGAUCAGCAAAUCUCUCCGGACAAAGUCUCUCUCUUUUCUGUUGAUGUUGACAGUAAAAAGUGUCUCCAGGAAAAGGGAGGACGGAGGUGGGUCAGCAGGAACAGCAGCAUGCGAGGAGGUCCACCCCAGGAGGCUCCCUCCCGCUGCAGUGGCGUGCUCCACCGUGCUGCGCACCACCACUCUCACUCUGGCUCCACAUGCAGGAUAGUGAUGAAGGUCUUCACACGUGAGCGCCAAGGCAACAGCCAAGAGGUCGGCCUGGUGUGGCGAGCGCCGGUCCCGUGCACCGUGAAGCGCGGCGAGGACGGCGGCCCAGAAGUGACCAUCCAGAGUGGCCCUGGUCCAAGGCAUCGGUGAGGGCUGAAGUUCAACUGCCAGAUGACGGGCAGACGCCAGGAGGACCCACCUCACCGCGGAGGUGACGAGGACAUGAAAGGUGCUUUAUUACUGGGUGUUUUCUGGGAAGUGCUUGGUGUGAAGGAGACAAAGAGCAUCACCGUUACAGUUUCCAAACGAAUUCAAUAGCAACUGUGGCGGCUGCUACACGAGCACUAAAGAGGGGUGGCGCCCUGGCUCGGGCCGCGCCGUCAUUUCUCCCGGUAGUGCAGCAGGUAGGCUUGCAGCGAGAGCGGCAGGGGCAAGGACAUGAUCUGGUCCCUCAACAUGUUGACUUGCUUGAUGAUCUUCACCUCACUAAUGUCUCUGUCCUCCUCCUCCUCCUCCUCCACGUCCACGUCUUCCCCCUUCUUCAGCUGCUCCUCGCUGGCCUCCGCCUCCUCACAGUCCACCACUUGUCUGAUGAACUGGUUCUCCACCAAGCCGUAGCUGUUGAUGCAGCGCUGCCUGCAGUUCCCUCGCUUGCGCUUCUGCGGGACUCUCUCAACCACUUCCUUCUCCUGACCCUCGCCGCCGGCCAAAUUCCGCAAGGUGCGGCGAAUGCAGAGGCGGGACAGAUCCUGCAGGCUGCGCACGGCCACGGGGGCUGAGGACCGAGAGCUCAGAGUUACGGCGCCGCCUGCGGCUGAGGCGCGAAGAGGAGCGUUGCUACUCACGCAGGUAGACCACCUCAGACUUCUGCCCCUCGG